This is a messenger RNA of Patiria miniata (bat star), 1715 nucleotides long. RefSeq lists its product as uncharacterized. Bases 118 to 591 code for a protein of 157 amino acids. The record is from RefSeq and is a predicted model, not a curated record. The transcript has 7 exons. NCBI's taxonomy places the organism in Eukaryota, Metazoa, Echinodermata, Asteroidea, Valvatida, Asterinidae.
UUUCAGCCGUACAGCCCCAAAACACGCUCAACACAACUAACUGAGGCAAUCUCAAGUCAGGCUUUAGUUGCAACCCAUAUCUUUUAUUAAUCUUUUUUUCUUCUUCUGAUUGUCAUCAUGUCAACAGUAACCGCGUGCCUGAUGGCACUGCUGACGGUAGGAUUCCUGGUGGUUGAACACGACGCCGCGGUGUUCCUAGGACAAGAAACUGACUUCGCCUUGACGGAUGAAGACACGAGUGGACGAGAAACUGACCACGCCUUGACGGAUGAAGACACGAGUGGGCAAGAGACUGACCGUGCUUUGAUGGAUGAAGACACGAGUGGACGAGAAACUGACCACGCCUUGACGGAUGAAGACACGAGUGUGUCAGACCAGAUAACGCAGCUGACUCGAGGUUUGCAUGCGUGUGCAAACAACGAAGACAUGGACUGCUUCUUGGAGUAUUUCGCCGACGAUGUGCGUGAGAUGUGGGAAGACCAGCCAGAUCAGAUCGGGAAGGACGCCCUCCAGUUAGACGUGAUCUAUACUACUGAGGAGGUGAUACCUACUGAUGCGGCAGCCACUCAUGUGGUCCAGCGUGCGAAUUAGAUCGACAUGAAAGACGACGAUAGAGCUACCGUCUUGGACGGGAAAUCGCAGCUUGUUUGGAAGAAAGUCGGCUCAGGUUACAACGUUUACAUUGAUAUGAACAAUGCGAAAUGCAGAUUCUGUUGAGAGCACACGAAAUAAUAUAUAGCAACUGAAUCUUUUUACGAACUGAAACAAAUAACACAUAAUUUAUGUUCUUUUUUUCCCCCUCAAAACUAUACAGUAUUCACCGAUCUGAAACUUUGAAACGGAGGGGUUUGUUGUUACGCACCCUACUUUUUUUUUUAAAGCAAUUUUGUGUCUGCAACAAAACAUUCUAAAAGCAAAAGGAACCUUUAAGCAAGUGUCGGUAUUUUAUUGAACAGCAUAAAUAGAAUAAAUUUUGCGUUAAUUCACAGUAUUAGUAUAUAUAAUGUUGUGUGGUGAAGGAUUUGAAUUUCCCAUUCAUAAAUACAUUUCAGUCGAAAAGUCAAAAAGUCAAAAAGUCAAAAAAGUUAAAUGUUCACCAAUUUCAAGUCAUGUUUUGUUAAACACCCCUUAGCUGUGUUUAAGGUAUGUACCUUGCGCCGAGUGAUUCUAAAAUAUCACCUGACUUGGAGAUUAGCGGGCACGUGGCGCGUACUGCGCGAUGUGGCGCGUACUGCGCGAUAUGGCGCAGAACGCAGCGGUGUCGGGAAAAGUGUUUAAAACCAGUCGUAUUUUGUCAACCGUUUCAAACCACCACACGACGAGCUCUCGACUAAUAGAGAUGAUUAAACUGUUUUGGGUUAUUAUGCAUAUUUUAUAAAUGUUUAUGAAAUAUACGGCUGUAAAAUACCUGGAAACAGAGAAGAAAAAAAUGCUUUAAUUGUCGUUGAACAGCAUUGAAUUAAUGUACAUUAGUCCACAUUAUGUAAAUAUUAAAUGCUGUGAGGUGAGGGUUUGGCUGUGAAUACGACUUCAUACUUUUUAUCUUUUAUUAAUGGUUGUUAAAUGCCUGGAAUUUGACUUUGGGAAUAAAAUCCUUUUAAUUGAAUUUGAACAGAACAAUUAGAAGUAAAUUCAAUAUUGGGUCCACAUAAUUUAAAUAAUGGAGCAAAGGAUUCAUGAUCGUGAGGUUGUGGGUUCGAGCCCCGCCGUGGCCA